This is a messenger RNA of Lotus japonicus, 417 nucleotides long. RefSeq lists its product as uncharacterized. The record is from RefSeq and is a predicted model, not a curated record. Bases 1 to 417 code for a protein of 138 amino acids. The transcript has a single exon. NCBI's taxonomy places the organism in Eukaryota, Viridiplantae, Streptophyta, Magnoliopsida, Fabales, Fabaceae.
AUGAGGUUACUCAAUACGAAUGGACAUCAAGAUAAUGAUGACGUCAAAGAAUUUGCUGAGUGGAUUCUUAAAUUGGGAAACGGUGAAUCAACAACCAAUGAUGACGGUGAAAUGCUUAUUGAUGUUCCUCAUGAUCUUUUGAUUACUGAUCCAUCUGAACCGUUGCUCCAACUUAUACAGUUUGUUUAUCCAGAUAUGGUUUCUCAUCUUACAGAUCCAAUCUUUUAUCAAGAAAGAGCUAUAUUAGCCCCUACAUUAGAAUCAGUUGAAAAAGUCAAUCAAUAUAUUUUAUCUUGCAUUGAAGGGGAAGAAAAAGAAUAUCUGAGUUGUGAUUCUGCUUGCAAGUUUGAUGAGGACAAUGAUGUUGAAGCUGCAUGGUUAACCCCGGAGUUUCUACAUGAAGUAAAAUGUUCUUGA